AUGUCCCCCCGUCGGCCCCUCCCAACAACGUUUCUCAUUCCGUUCACUGAUCUUCUACAUCACCACCAGCAUAAUAGAUGGCAGUGUGGACGCUCAUAGCUGCACGUCAGUAGGAUGUGUGGGCCUAUUUUACUAGCACAGACAUAAAAGAGCUCCCUGGCACCGGCAUUGCUUCAUGGCAGACACGGAAUUAAAAAGCUUUAUCUCCACCAUGGACUCCUUGCUUCGUGUCAGCUCCAACAUGAAGAGCAUGGAGCCGGAGCUGCGUUGUCCCGUGUGCAACGACAUGGUGAAGCAGCCCAUCCUACUGCCGUGCCAGCACAGCGUUUGCUUACUGUGUGCAUCCGACGUGUUGGUACAGAGGGGCUUCCCUCCUCCUGACCUCCCCCCGGAGCCACGGUCGCCAGCUUCCACUCCCAACUCUCGCUCCCCGCGCCAGCACCGCAGACCCACGCCUCGGACCCCAGAGCACCUGGAACGCAUUCUAAGAACUACAUGCAGCACAUACCCCGGGCGGCGGCGUAAAGACGCGGCCCCUCCUCCCAUGCUGUUCCCAUGUCCUUCCUGUCAGGGGGAUGUGGAGCUGGCUGAGAACGGCCUGACGGACUGUCCCCGCAACCUCACCCUGGAGCGCAUUGUGGAAAGGUACAGGCACACGCUGAGUCUGGGCAGCAUCGCCAUCAUGUGCGCUUUCUGCAAGCCUCCGCAAUCUCUGGAGGCCACCAAGGGCUGCGCCGACUGCAAAGCCAACUUUUGCAAUGAAUGUUUCAAACUCUACCACCCCUGGGGGACCCCCCGAGCCCAACACGAGCACAUCCUCCCCACAAACAACUUUCGCCCAAAGGUACUGACGUGCACCGAUCACGAGCAAGAGCGUCUGCAGUGGUACUGCUGCGCUUGCCGCAGGUUGCUGUGCCCGCUGUGCAAGCUCCGCCGCAUGCACCACGGCCACAAAGUGUUGCCGGUGACACAAGCCUACCAGGCCCUCAAGGAUCAGCUGACCAAGGAGGUUAACUACAUCCUGGCCAACCAGGAGACCAUACAGAGUCAAAUCACACAGCUGGAAGGGACCAUCAAACAUAUGGAGGCCAACAGCGCUGUAGCUCUCGGCCAUCUGAGCCGCUGCGUGAAGGAUCUGGCCGCAUCCAUAGCCGAGCGUCUGGGGGUCUUGUCUGUGGCCUUGGAGGGCUCACGCAACCGCAGAGAGGAGGCGCUGUCCGCCCAAGCGUCAGCCAGGCGAGACAUGCUGGAGCACGCCGGCAUGAUGGCUUACACUCACGAGCUCCUCAAGGAGACCGACCAGCCGUGUUUCGUGCAGGCGGCCAGAGUCACUCACAACAGGCUGGUGAAGGCCAUCGCAAACCUGCAGUGCUUCUCUCCCUCUGCUGAUUCCUCAUUCAGACAUUUUCACCUGGAUGCAACAAAAGAGAUCAAGCUCAUCAAAGGCUUGGCAUUUAUACAUGCCCCUCUGGCUCCAGUGAUCGACACUCAAAAGACGCUGGCGUACGACCAGCUCUUCCUAUGCUGGCGUCUCCCUCAGGACUCGGCUCCAGCCUGGCACUUCUCCGUCGAGUACCGAAGACGGACAGGGGCGUCGGGAGAUACGUGGGGAGGCACCCGAUCCCCCAACGCCUCCACGACGUGGCAGAGACUGGACGAAGUGCGAGGGACCAGCGCCAUCGUGGACCAACUGCAAAUAGACAGCGUUUACAUGAUGAGGGUUCGAGGCUGCAACAAGGCCGGCUUUGGAGACUACAGUGAGGAGGUGUACCUUCACACGCCGCCCGCUCCAGUGUUAUCUUUUUCCCUGGACUCUCGCUGGGGCUUGCAUUCCGACAGGCUGGCGUUGGGCAAGGGUCAGACGUACGCCCGCAGCGUGCCGGGAAUCUCCCUGCUGAAGGUGGCCGACCGCGCGCUCACUUCCUGUCACCUGACCGCCGACCUCCUGGUGGCUGACCUGGCCGUCUCUCAAGGCAGGCACUACUGGGCCUGCUCGGUGGAGCCCAGCUCCUACCUGAUCAAGGUCGGAGUCGGGCAGGAGGCGAAGCUUCAAGAGUGGUUCCAUCAGCCGCAAGACAUGGCCAGUCCACGCUAUGACCCAGACAGCGGCCAUGACAGCGAGGCAGAGGACGGCCAGGACUCGCCCUCCUUUUGCUUCCUCACCAUGGGAAUGGGCAAAAUCCUUCUCCCUCGAGGCCAGAAAAACACUAACUCGAAGCCCGCCCACCCUUACACGACGCCUCUGCCGCCCAGACUGGGCGUGUGCUUGGACUGCGAUGAGGGCAGCGUGUCCUUCUACGACGCCCACUCCUUACGCCUGCUGUGGGAGGGCCACGUGGACUGCUCGGCCCCCGUGUGUCCCGCCUUCUGCUUCAUCGGCGGAGGGGCCCUUCAGCUGCAGGACCUGGUGGCCAGUCGCAACAUCGAGGAGGAUCCCCCGCCGCUGCCGCCGAAGGUGACCAUCAAAACACGCGCAACCAAUUUUAGUCAAGAAUGAAGCGACUUUCACCUUUAAUUACAUUUAUGUAUUUUGUUUGGUUUGCUGCUAAUCUUUGUUGCUUGUCGACUCCCGAAGGCAUGAAGAAUGCCGUUUUAAAACUGUGUGGUCAAAAAUAACUCGGGUCAAAAUGGAACAUCAUUUUGACCCAACUUCAUUCAGCACAAAAAAAUGUAUGGGUCAAAUGUAUAACCCACAAAAUAACCCAAUUUAGGGGUUGUUUAGAACCAAAUGGUUGGAGUAUUCAUUUUAUGAGGCAAUAUAUACACUCUUAAAAGUCAACAAGUCAAAUAAAAAAAUAGUCUUUACAAUAAUAUGCUCUAUGCGCCCCAACCUCCCCCCACAAGUCUAAUAGAGGGUAUUCUGAAUAAAGUUGUGUUUGUCGAACAUGAAUUCCGAUACAAAUGCACCCAUUUUCAUCCAUUUCAAGUGGCGGCCAUUUUGCCUCAUAUUGCCACUUGGUGUCAACUGACAAAUGACAUCAUCAUCAUGCCCCAAGGAUCAGCUUGCGAACAUCAUAUAACCAAACGUAGAGAUCAGGUGAGCCGUAACAGUCGUGACUUCAGCCCUUUGGCACUGCGAUGGUCCAAGUCGCUGUACAUGACAAAAUGGCCGCCACUUGAGAUGGAUCUAAACGGGUGGAUUUUUCUGCCUAAUUCAUCGUCCACAAAUGCAAUUCUCAUCAGAAUAAUGACUGUGGCAACUGUUUGAACAAUUGGGGGUGCACAACACAUAUUUCUUUAAAAAAACACAAAAAAAACCCAACAACAACUUCACUUCCCCUUUAAAAAAUCGAUCAUUGAAUAUUAAUGUAAUUAAAAAAAUAUGUUUGGUUAUUUCUUUGAUGCAACUUUGGGGGUGAAGUGAAUAAUCCAAAAAGAUGUGUGUCGACUGGUCCGUUUUCGGCGCAUAAUUGGGGUUAUUUUUUGGGAGUGUCUGAUCACAACAGAGCUGGAAGCCGCCAUCUUUCUUGUGGGCAUACACCGCCGCCUGCAUUGGAGUCAAGACGAAUGUACCCCGACAACAUAAGUGACCCAUCAGGUGACCUCGGUGGUGUCAUCAAACUCUGUUCAGCUAGUUUUUGCAGGUACUAUUUAACUUUGCCGUGGCACAGAUUUGGAAGGUCUUGUGUAGGUUCCACAAAAUGUUUCAUCCUAAAUCCAGUGUGAUGGCCCAUCAUGACACAAUAAUCAACACUUUGCUAUAUGCGGGUUCAUAUUCUGAUUGUUACCAUAUUAACAGCACGACAGAUGUACAAUUUCUCAGAGUUAGAAGCCUUUAUUUAUAAUGUCGCCAUUGGGGAGAGGUCAUGGUUAAUGACGGAUCCCAUCAAGCUUCAUUGACAUUUCAUAUGACCGUUUUGUAUGUUGACCAUGUAUCGAUUGCAUUUUGUGCAUCUUGUGACGUCUUUCAGAAGAUCACGGUACUUUUAUUUUCGUCGCAUGUGUUGGAACAUGCGCCAACAGUUCAUGUUUGACUUACUGUAUGUGUUGCCUCGCCAGCUACUAAGGCACAUUUACUGCAUCAUAACUUAGUUUUAAAUCCCUGCAAACAAUAAUAAUAUGACAUAACAUGUUCAGUAAUACCUCCGUAACAGUGUCAAUGAAAUAUGAGCAUUCUUCUGUUUUUUGUGUUGAUUGGUGCAGGUAAUGAAGUGGUUGUUUAUGUCUGACAGCACAGAUUGUUUGUCUAUAUUGUAAUAUUUCUACUUGAUUGUAGAUUUUUUUUUCGAGUGAAUGUAAAAGAAAAAAAGGGGAACCACUUAAGACUGUAACAGACAUUGUGCUUUGUUUUUCUUUUUCGUUUUUUUAAAAUUAUGACACGAGUGAAAAUAAACAACUGGUAAUCUGA
Messenger RNA from Hippocampus zosterae (dwarf seahorse), 4348 nucleotides. It is a transcript of the gene trim46a, whose product is annotated as tripartite motif containing 46a. The record is from RefSeq and is a predicted model, not a curated record. The transcript has 12 exons. The coding region runs from base 176 to 2497 and encodes 773 amino acids. Lineage: Eukaryota; Metazoa; Chordata; Actinopteri; Syngnathiformes; Syngnathidae. Gene Ontology annotation, molecular function: protein binding; zinc ion binding.